AUGCCCGCGUCACUCCAGUACCCGCUCCCAGCACCAGCACCAAACACCCGCUCCCAAUGCCCAAUGCCCGCAUCACUCCAGUACCCGCUCCCAAUACCAGCACCCAACACCCGCUCCCAAUACCCGCAUCACUCCAGUACCCGCUUCCAGUACCAGCACCAAACACCCGCUCCCAAUACCCGCAUCACUCCAGUACCCGCUUCCAGUACCAGCACCAAACACCCGCUCCCAAUGCCCAAUGCCCGCAUCACUCCAGUACCCGCUUCCAGUACCAGCACCCAACACCCGCUCCCAAUGCCCAAUGCCCGCGUCACUCCAGUACCCGCUUCCAAUACCAGCACCCAACACCCGCUCCUAAUGCCCAAUGCCCGCGUCACUCCAGUACCCGCUCCCAGCACCAGCACCAAACACCCGCUCCCAAUGCCCAAUGCCCGCAUCACUCCAGUACCCGCUCCCAAUACCAGCACCCAACACCCGCUCCCAAUGCCUAAUACCCGCGUCACUCCAGUACCCGCUUCCAAUACCAGCACCCAACACCCGCUCCUAAUGCCCAAUGCCCGCGUCACUCCAGUACCCGCUCCCAGCACCAGCACCAACACCCACUCCCAAUUCCCGCGUCACUCCAGUACCCGCUUCCAGUACCAGCACCCAACACCCGCUCCCAAUGCCCAAUGCCCGCAUCACUCCAGUACCCGCUUCCAGUACCAGCACCCAACACCCGCUCCCAAUGCCCAAUGCCCGCGUCACUCCAGUACCCGCUUCCAAUACCAGCACCCAACACCCGCUCCUAAUGCCCAAUGCCCGCGUCACUCCAGUACCCGCUUCCAAUACCAGCACCCAACACCCGCUCCUAAUGCCCAAUGCCCGCGUCACUCCAGUACCCGCUUCCAAUACCAGCACCCAACACCCGCUCCUAAUGCCCAAUGCCCGCGUCACUCCAGUACCCGCUCCCAGCACCAGCACCAACACCCACUCCCAAUUCCCGCGUCACUCCAGUACCCGCUUCCAAUACCAGCACCCAACACCUGCUCCCAGCACUAG
Morchella sextelata is the source of this 1041-nucleotide messenger RNA. RefSeq lists its product as uncharacterized. The transcript has a single exon. The record is from RefSeq and is a predicted model, not a curated record. NCBI's taxonomy places the organism in Eukaryota, Fungi, Ascomycota, Pezizomycetes, Pezizales, Morchellaceae. The coding region runs from base 1 to 1041 and encodes 346 amino acids.